Paramecium octaurelia is the source of this 1057-nucleotide messenger RNA. The record is from the annotation of a GenBank genome assembly. NCBI's taxonomy places the organism in Eukaryota, Ciliophora, Oligohymenophorea, Peniculida, Parameciidae.
UGAAAUUUUAAUGGCGGAUAGAUUUGAUGAGCAUUUCUUUUUAAUCGCAAAGGAGACAGGAGGAAUCGAAGGGCUGUUAAACUCGUUAUUCAGUUUUCUAUUGAGAAGGACAGAUUAUUAUUAUGAAUGUAUUGCAUGUAAAAAUCAAUUUAGGUGAUCCAGGAGAUAAGAUGGGAUUUCCACCUGGAGUGGCCUUGAAUAUGUUAGGAAACAUAUUUAAGAAAUAUUAAGAUGAACAUUAUAAAGUACAUAAAAAGAAGUCUGCCUAAGAAUAUAAGGAGAAGUUGGAUAUUUAUUAAAAGAAGUAGAAGGAAUUACAAGAGAAACAAAGAGAGUAGGAGGAAUUAAAGAAGGAGGCAUAAAAUCAGCAAUAGCAACAAAAGUAGGUUCAACAAAGUGAGAAUAAAGGUCAAUAGGAGGUGAAUGUGAAAUAAGAGCAAAAUCAAUAAAAGAAUGAGAGUUUUACUCACAAACAAAAAAUAGAUCCUUACAUUAAUACUUAUAAUGGAGGACAGACAGAUAAAUAUUCUUGGAGUUAAUCUGGUAAUGAUGUGGUAGUAACAAUGAAAGUUCCAGAAGGAUCUAACAAAAAAAAUGUAUUAUAUAUUGUUAUGAACAAUUCAUUAGGUUAAGGUGAAUAUUACAGCGAACACAUUAACAGUAAAGGUGAAGGAUAACGUGGUUGUAGAUGGAAAAUUAUAUGACAAAGUAAAAAGUGAUGAGUCAGUAUGGUCUAUAGAGGAGAAUCUAUUGACCAUCACUUUGGAAAAGGGGUAGGAGAACAUUUGGAAAACUGUUAUUCAAGGAGAUUAAGAAAUAGAUGCAACGAAGGUUGAGAAUACAAAACCAUUGGAGGAUUUUGAUUCUGAAACUCAAGGGGCAAUCAGAAAGAUAAUGUACGAUUAACAAAGGAAAUAGUAAGGGUUGCCAACAACAGAGGAGGAAUAAUAAUUAGAAAUGUUAAAGAAAGCUUGGGAUGCUGAGGGCAGUCCAUUUAAGGGUUAGCCUUUUGAUCCAAGCAAAUUCAAUCUUAGUAAUGGUUAAAUAUAGUUCUGAG